AAAGACCUGCAGGCCAUGAGGACUGGCCAACGACAGAACAAAGGGAUGAGGACUCGACUGGGAUGCCUGUCUCACAAGUCAGAUUCGUGUAGUGAUUUCACGGCGAUUCUUCCUGACAAACCCAACCGUGCUCUCAAGAGAUUAUCCACAGAAGAAGCUACGAGGUGGGCCGAUUCCUUUGAUGUGCUUCUCUCUCAUAAGUAUGGAGUGGCUGCCUUCCGUGCUUUCUUGAAGACAGAGUUCAGUGAGGAGAAUCUGGAGUUCUGGCUGGCCUGUGAAGAGUUCAAGAAGACCAGAUCAACUGCAAAACUGGUCUCCAAGGCCCAUAGGAUCUUUGAGGAGUUUGUGGACGUGCAGGCUCCGCGAGAGGUAAACAUUGACUUCCAGACCAGAGAAGCCACGAGGAAGAAUAUGCAGGAGCCGUCCCUGACUUGUUUUGACCAAGCCCAGGGAAAAGUACACAGCCUGAUGGAGAAAGACUCUUAUCCCAGGUUUCUGAGGUCCAAAAUGUACUUAGAUUUGCUGUCCCAAAGCCAGAGGAGGCUCAGUUAG
Messenger RNA from Perognathus longimembris pacificus (Pacific pocket mouse), 552 nucleotides. It is a transcript of the gene Rgs8, whose product is annotated as regulator of G protein signaling 8. The transcript has 5 exons. NCBI's taxonomy places the organism in Eukaryota, Metazoa, Chordata, Mammalia, Rodentia, Heteromyidae. The record is from RefSeq and is a predicted model, not a curated record. The coding region runs from base 16 to 552 and encodes 178 amino acids.